Messenger RNA from Miscanthus lutarioriparius, 2178 nucleotides. NCBI's taxonomy places the organism in Eukaryota, Viridiplantae, Streptophyta, Magnoliopsida, Poales, Poaceae. The record is from the annotation of a GenBank genome assembly.
AUGGCGGGCACGCCGUCGCCGCUGCCGCGGUGGGCGCCGACGCCGAGCCCGUCGCGGCCGCUCUGGCGGCCCUGGGGCGGCGGCACGCCUGACGCUAACAACCAUCAUCAGCCCGGCGGCCGAGGCGGCGGCACGGGUAGCACCAGCUGGUGGUCGCUCGCGAGCGGCGUCUUCGCGUGGGGCGGCCGCGGGCGACACCGAGGCACGGCGUCGUCGAACGAAGCAGCAGCGGCCGGCGACGACAGAGCCUGCGGCGUCGUCCCCGGACGGUCGGGGUGCGAGCUGCAGGCGGUGGUGGUGCCAUCGUCGGCGGCGGACGCCGACGACCCCAGGGCGUUCCUGACGUGGGAGGACGUGGGCGUGACGGUGGCCGGCGGCGGCCCGCGCGGGGCGCCCGACGUGAGGAUCCUGGAUGGGAUCAGCGGGCACGCGCGCCCCGGGGAGGUGCUGGCCAUCAUGGGCCCCUCCGGCGGCGGCAAGACCACGCUGCUCGACACCCUCGCAGGAAGGUUAGGACCAGGCAUGAAUAAAACAGGGCUGAUUUUAAUCAAUGGCCGCCUUGAGAAGCUUGCCUAUGGAACCUCGGCAUACGUGACCCAAGACAACAUGCUGAUGUCGACGCUGUCCGUGCGGGAGGCCGUGUACUACUCGGCGCAGCUGCAGCUGCCGGACACGAUGCCGUUGCCGGAGAAGCGGGCGCACGCAGAGCGGGUGAUCCGGGAGAUGGGGCUCGCCGACGCCAUGGACACGCGCAUCGGCGGCCGGAUCACCAAGGGCAUCAGCGGCGGGCAGCGGAAGCGGGUCAGCAUCUGCAUCGAGAUGCUCACGCGGCCGCGGCUGCUCUUCCUCGACGAGCCCACCAGCGGCCUCGACAGCGCCGCUUCCUACCACGUCAUGAGCCAUAUCGCUCGUGUAGCCGCCCGCGACGGCAUGACGGUCGUCGCCGCCGUGCACCAGCCCAGCGGCGACGUCUUCGAGCUCUUCCAUGGCCUCUGCUUGCUCGCCGCCGGAAGGACGGUCUUCUUUGGGACCAUCUCUGAUGCCACCGAGUUCUUCACUCUGAACGGCUUUCCAUGUCGACACCUGAGAAGCCCGUCAGAUCACUUCCUGAGAACAAUCAACAAAGACUUUGAUGAGGAAACCGUGGAGAGCUCUAAAACUAAAAGAAAAACAGCAGCUGAAGCAAUAGACAUUCUGGCGACUGCAUACAGAUCCUCCGAUUAUUUCGAAAAAACGACAGACCAAAUUAUUGAAAUGAAAAACAUGGAUGGAGCUUCAUUUAGGAGGAGAGAACAAGCAAGCUUCGCCACCAAGCUCCUUGUGCUCACAAGGAGAUCAUUCCUGAAUAUGCACAGGGACAUAGGAUAUUACUGGAUGCGUUUGGCCAUCUAUAUGGGCAUCGGCAUAUGUCUAGGCACUAUCUUCUACCAAGUUGGCUAUAGCUACAGUUCUAUCCAGAGCCGAUGUUCAAUAAUAAUGUAUACAGUUGCACUUUUAACAUUCAUGGCUAUUGGAGGAUUUCCAUCUUUUGUAGAAGACGUAAAGGUCUUGAUCAGAAAGGAGAGGCUUAGUGGCCACUACGGCGUGUCAGAAUUUGUGAUCUCAAACACCCUCUCAGCUACUCCAUACCUGUCUGUCAUUGCUGUAUUACCCGGAGCAAUGCUAUACUAUCUCUCCGGACUAACAAAAGGCGUGGAUCACUUUAUCUAUUUCGUCAUGGUCGUUUGCAUAUGUUGCCUUCUAGUUGAGAGCAUGAUGAUGGUUAUCGCCGCGAUUGUUCCGGACUUCCUUAUGGGAAUCAUCGUUGGAGCUGGAGUGCAGGGGGUGAUGAUGCUCAAUGGGGGCUUCUUCCGCCUUCCUAAUGAGCUCCCAAAGCCUGUAUGGAAGUACCCUUCCUACUACAUCUCCUUCCACAAGUAUGCAGUGCAAGGACUCUACAAGAACGAGUUCAUGGGACUGUCAUUCCCAAGUGAUCAGCUGGUUGAGUCUAAUGUCACCAUCAGUGGCAUUCAGGUCCUCAAGGAUAAAUUGCAGGUGGAAAUGGGUUACUCGAAAUGGGUAAACCUUGCCAUCCUUUGUGGAAUGAUGGUGAUCUAUAGGAUGAUGUUCUUUGCUAUCGUCAAGAUUACCGAGGAAAUUCGACAAAAAAUGGGAGGCAAACGAGGAUGUGUUAGAUAG